UCACCACGGCGGGGAUGUGGAAUCUGUCAGAGGACAAAAGGAGGCAGAGUGACAGGGAGAAGCUGUCUGCUUCACCGAGAAAAAAACACACGGAGUAUUAUCAGCUGUGAGCACAGUGUCCGAGUCCUGAUGUCUUCAGGAGGAGCUGGUUCUGUCACCAGGUUCGACCGGGUGCGGGAGAUCCCACACUAUGACCAGGUCCCUGAGGACCUCUUUUGGCAGGACCAGGAUUUCCCCCCUCCCCCGGCUCCCUUGCAUGGGGCUGUCAGCUUAGAUCCCCUUCCCCCUCCCCCUCUGCCCGAACAGCCAGCUGUUGGGCUUGACUCCCUCUACCCCCCCAGUGAUGAUGUCCCAGCGACGGACAACUAUGAUGACAUGGACAUUAAGCCAGUCCACCGCUUCAUCCCCGACUCUGUCAAGAACUUCUUCCGUGGCAAUAGUGGUAACCGUGGCAGCAAGGGUUCUACCAUCCCACCACCUCUACCAGCCCCUCACUCGCCCGCCCCCUCAUCCAGGAAGAGCACCAAUGGCCACACCACGAAAGGGAUCCCCUGCUCACCCCCUCACUCCGCCCCUCCAUCUCCAUCCCUUCCUGGCUCCUACUGGGACCGCUAUACUCACAAGGAGCAAGAUGGGCUGCUGCUGGGUGCUGAAGCCCUCAACUCUGUAUCUGCAGUGCCCACCAAUCUCUCUGCCCAGACCUAUCAGGAGCGGGUGGAGGAGUAUCACCUGCGCUAUGCCUACAUGAAGUCCUGGGCUGGCCUGCUGAGGAUCCUGGGCUGCGUGGAGCUGCUUCUUGGAGCGGCUGUGUUUGCCUGCGUCUGUGCUUAUAUUCAUAAGGACAACGAGUGGUUCAAUAUGUAUGGAUACUCUGGGCCACAGCUGUUUGGGGGCCUCGGUGGGGGCGCAUAUGGGGGCAGUUACUACACAGGCCCCAAGACUCCUUUUGUCCUGGUGGUGGCCGGCCUUGCGUGGAUAGUGACUGUUAUUCUGUUAGUUCUUGGGAUGACCUUGUACUACAGAGCCAUCCUUCUAGACUCUUCUUGGUGGCCACUUACAGAGUGUUCCAUCAACCUGGUCUUGGCAGUGCUCUACAUAGCAGCAGGGGUGGUGUAUGUGAGGGACACCACCCGAGGGGGAAUGUGCAACAUGCCGGUCUUCAGCAAUGGAGUCAACGGGGCGUUCUGUCGCACUGAGGCUGGCCAGACAGCAGCCAUUGUCUUCAUCUUCAUCACCAUGGUGCUCUACUUCAUUGGUGCAGGAGUGUGUCUGAAGCUGUGGAGGCAUGAAGCAGCCAGGAUGAGGAAGGAGGGGCUGGCACUGGAGAUGAAAACUAAUGGAUCAUCAGUCCCUCUGUCUAUACUGGGUCCAGGAUCUAGGGCCUCAGAGCAGACUCCUCUCCCAACCUUCCACGCAGACAGCAUGGAUGCCCCGAGCAAGUCUGCAGCUGCUCCUCUGAUGAUGCUGGAGCCAGAGAUCCUCCACGGUCACAUACCAGCUGGACACAUCCCCAAACCUGUCGUUAUAGCCGACUAUGUGGCGAAAUACCCCAGCAUUCACUCAGAGGAGGAGAGGGACCAGUACAGGGCUGUGUUCAAUGACCAAUACGCUGAAUACAAGGAGCUGCAUGCUGAGGUUCAGGCAAUGGCCGCAAAGUUUGAAGAGAUGGAUGAGAUGAUUCAGAACCUUUCCUCCCGGCCUUCCAGCCAAAUGGAGAAGGAGCGGAUCAGUAACAUUUUAAUGGAAUAUCAGAGGAAGAAGACUGACCCAACAUACUUGGAAAAAAGGGAGAGAUGUGAGUACCUGAAGAAUAAGCUCUCUCAUAUCAAACAGAAGAUUCAGGAGUACAACAAGGUUUCGGACCGGACGGACAACAACUGAACACUGCAGCUAAACAAUGCCAUUAACACACCUGGAGUCCACAUGCAGUCUGCAACUGUAUAAGAAGUCAUGCUCUUUUGCACAGACAACAGAAUAGUAGGACUGAGGUGAAAACGGACCUGAACUGAGCAAAGAAUAUGUCCCUACCAGGCAAAAACAGCUGCCCUGAUUGUUGGUAAACCUCUAAUAGAUAGGCAAUUAUCACAUUCAAAUCACUGCUGUUAGUAAUGUCAUUGUGACGAACAGAAAAAUUAUUGUUGCAGGUAGAAACAUCGUCAGUGGGUAGAGGUUUCCUUAUAGAGAUCACUGAAAUGGGUCAGGUGUUACCUAAAGAAAUGAUUAUUUUAUGGUGUUAGAUGGGCAGACAGCGUAACCUGGUGCAGAUUGCAUUUUAAAGGAACACUUAGGCAAUUAUGUUGUUUUUACAUUUUACCUUGAGAUAAGAGGAUAAAUAUCAGUUCCAUCACUCUCCCCCCCUGUCUGGUAUGUGUUUAGCCAGCUCAGACUAGCUCCAUCAAAACCGGCCAAAGCCCCUCUAUGGGCUCCUCCUAUGUGGAGGCUGAUGUAAAUAAGUCUGACUCAAUGUUAAUGAAGGCUGUAUGAUUAGAGUGACAGCUGCAACAGACAGAGGUGUCAGUAGAAGACUGCUGUAGCUUAGUUUACCUGUUUAUUUUUGAUGAGAGACAAUAUACCUCUCUGUGCUGUACAGUGUGUUACACAGUGGCGGUUUAGCUGCUUCCCAUGAUGCUUUCUGCGUAUUGUUACUAGUUUUUACAUUGAAUUUCUUCUGUCCAGUAGCUUUCUCCUGAAAUGUGAGACACGAUGUGAACACUUACUAAAAGCUUUCCACAGUAGGAUGUGUGAACUGUCUGUCACCAUGUUACUGAAUCAUGAAGUGGAAUAUAGAAGCUUGGUGUUUUUUUGUUGUUGUUUUUUUUUUUAUUAGUUCUGGUCACUCCAUUUGUAAACUCUUAUUUGUACAUUGAUAUGUUUGAUGUGUGUAUGUCAUUGUUUUGUGUCGUAUUAGAUAUGUCCCAAUUAAGCACCUUUUUUUAAAAAUAUGUUUUUAAACUUG
Molecule: messenger RNA, 2956 nt
Organism: Toxotes jaculatrix (banded archerfish)
Lineage: Eukaryota; Metazoa; Chordata; Actinopteri; Toxotidae
Gene: marveld2b
Product: MARVEL domain containing 2b
Exons: 7
Coding region: 130-1881 (583 amino acids)
Biological process (GO): bicellular tight junction assembly
Cellular component (GO): cytoplasmic vesicle; apical plasma membrane; bicellular tight junction
Source: RefSeq, a predicted model, not a curated record